CCUCUCGGCGGAGCCGCGGGCCCCGGAGGCGGGCGCCUGGUUCGACCACCAGGUGAAGCAGCUGGCCGCCAACGCCCGCUUCGAGGCCCCCGCCGCUGUGAACCGCAGCGCCUGGGGCUACGCCGCGUGCGGCCCAGGCUACCAGCCUCGCCGCACCGGUAGCGGUAGCAGCAUGGCCGCCGCAGCCGCCGCAGCGGCGGACAUGGCCGCAAG
Prorocentrum cordatum is the source of this 213-nucleotide messenger RNA. Lineage: Eukaryota; Dinophyceae; Prorocentrales; Prorocentraceae. The record is from the annotation of a GenBank genome assembly.